Molecule: messenger RNA, 1336 nt
Organism: Linepithema humile (Argentine ant)
Lineage: Eukaryota; Metazoa; Arthropoda; Insecta; Hymenoptera; Formicidae
Source: RefSeq, a predicted model, not a curated record
AUAUACCUUUAUGCAAGGAAGUCAGUACCACAAAAUUUGAAGUUCUACUUAUGAUCCUUAAUUUUGCGUUGAGACAUGAAAUUACAGAUGUAGCUAUACAAGAUCUUUUGAGACUCAUAAACUUUAUUUUCAAGAGAAAAAAAUUAUUGAAACUGAACAUUGUUUUCGAGGUAUAUUUAAAACUGAAUUAAAGUCAGAUUUUCAUUUUUACUGUAGUAAUUGUAACACUUACUUGGGAAAACAUUCCAUUUCCAAAGAAAAAAGAUACAGGCAAAACAUUAAAUGUCCUACAUGUGAUACAGACUGUAACAUUUGCAAAAUGAAUAAUGGACAUUUCUUUAUAACUUUUUCAAUGGCAGAACAAAUAAGAACAUUAUUGGAGACAACCGAAAAUAUAAUGGAAUUGCUAUGCUACAGAGAUAAAUAUCUAUAUGAAAAUGAUAUAUUUGAUACGUUCAGUGGAACAAUCUAUAAGGAUUUAUGUAAAAAUGGGUCAAUUUUGUGCAACAGAAAUAACUUAAGCAUAACUUUUUAUACAGAUGGGUGCCCUGUUUUUAAAUCUCGCAAAAAUACAUUAUGGCCAAUUCAGUUUAGACUUAAUGAAAACACAAUGAUAUGUGGACUUUGGUUUGGAGAUAAAGAUCCAGAUAUGAUUCAAUUUCUUUCCCCUUUUUUAUGUGAAGCCAAAAAAUUGCACUCUGAAGGACUAAAUUGGACAUCUCCAACUGGAGUUCGCAUUAACAGUAAAAUUAUUGUUUUAAACUGUGUUCUUGAUUCUAUAGCAAAACCCCUAGUUCAACAAAUAAAGCAAUUUAAUGGUUUUUAUGGAUGUAGUUACUGUACUCAUCCUGGUUACGGUCUAAUGCCAUCUGUUGAUCUUGAUACAAAUCCAAUUACAGUUAAAUAUGCUAUGAAUAUAGGUGAUAAUUUUGUUAUCAAUAUGCUUCAAGAUAAUAGUCUUACUUAUACCGUGACGCGAAUUGAAAGAGCUACUAACAUCACGAAAAUAUACGAAGUUGAAGAUCGAACCAAUGAUGGUAUCAGGAAAGAUAUGUUACAGGUUGAACAAACUGGUAUAGAAGUUCGUGGAGUUAAAGGUAUUAGUCCUUUAGCAGUUCUUUUAGAGUUUAACCUUGUAAAUGGAUUCGUAUUAGAUUAUAUGCAUUGCGUCCUUUUAGGUGUAGUCAAAUUUGUCACUUGCCUGUGGUUAGAUAACUUCUUGCAAUACGUCCACCUUCAAGUUUUCCAAGACUUCUCAGAUCACUUAAAGAGCGUUCUUUUUGGAAAGCUAAUGAAUGGCGUGCAUGGCUUCUUUAUUACAGCCUGCCAUGUUUGA